AUGACUACAGCGCACCGUCCCACAUUCGAUCCGGCCCAAGGCAAAGAGGCCCUUCGUGGUCCAGCUUACCAUCAACGACUCCUGCCUGCUUAUAUGCACCUGAAAACUCGUCAACCAGGUCAAGGCGGCGCGGCCGAUCAACCACGCGAUCUACGAGCAGAAUUGUUAGCCGCCGAAGCUGCGCAUUUCGCAAAGACUAAGGGUGUUACAAAUGAAUCGCCUGCCGAACCAGUUCCGAAACUCAAGCGGGAUCUUGAGGAGGAUAGAGAAGCCAAUCUUGAUGCAGAGGAUAUAGAGGCCAAAAGGCGGAGGAUACUUGAGGAAACAAGGGAUAUAGACGCGGAUUCGGUGGGGUCAGAUUCGGACAGUAGUGAAGAAGAAAGUGACGACGAAGAAGAUGAAGCCGCAGAACUCAUGCGCGAACUCGAAAAGAUCAAACAAGAGCGACAAGCACAAAAAGAAAAAGAGGAACGCGAAAGAGAAGCCCAAGAACAAGAGCAGCGAGAGUACGAUAUUGCGCGCGGCAAUCCAUUACUGAAUCCGCAGGACUUUAAUAUCAAGCGUCGCUGGGACGAUGAUGUUGUCUUCAAGAAUCAAGCGCGUGGUAGUGAAGUCAAGAAAGGGCCGGAGUUUGUUAACGAUCUGCUACGAUCGGACUUUCAUAAACGAUUUAUGUCGUCAACAAUGGACUCCCAAGCUACCAGCAAAACUCUACACAAUCGCAUCAACACCGAUAUAACGCAGUUACUACAACGAUUUGAGAAUAUACUCGCGCCUUCGAGGGUCGAAAAUUCAGAAAAUGCCAACACAGCCGUUGGUGUUUAUAAUCUAAACGUUGAAACGACUGCUCUCAUCCGCGCCGCUGAAGACCUCCUCUCGCUCACGCGCUACAUGAAGGAAGCAUGGCUCUUUGAAAAACUCAAUACAGUCGGCGAAGAUGAACAUGAUAAGCGACGGAAUCAGAAGUUGGAGGAAGAUGUAGCAGGUGUCAGGGAGGCGGUUCAAAGGGGACUUCUUGGGGAUAAUGAUACCAAUGGGGAGGGGAAGUGA
Molecule: messenger RNA, 1050 nt
Organism: Talaromyces stipitatus ATCC 10500
Lineage: Eukaryota; Fungi; Ascomycota; Eurotiomycetes; Eurotiales; Trichocomaceae
Product: cell cycle control protein Cwf15, putative
Exons: 11
Coding region: 1-1050 (349 amino acids)
Biological process (GO): regulation of transcription by RNA polymerase II; mRNA cis splicing, via spliceosome
Cellular component (GO): catalytic step 2 spliceosome; mediator complex
Molecular function (GO): RNA binding; transcription coregulator activity
Source: RefSeq, a predicted model, not a curated record